UUUCUCUUCGAUUAUUUACAUUCAACAACAUUGUUUGCGCUCAUCUCUAUUGAAGCAUCUUGCAGCCAGCUGAUUUGACAUUGGCAUGCGGCUAUUGAGAGUUUGUUUGGUUCAGCAACAAAGGUAAAAUGUUUAAGAAACUUAAGCCUGGGGAAAGCGAAGAUGAUGUUCUGCGUAUGGCCGCAGAAUUCAAUGCGGAGCGGAAGAAAAAUCCAAAUUUUCAACCAGCAGCAACAGUUGUGCGUGUGAACAAACCUGUUGGCAAAUCAUUGUUCGCUCAAAAACGAGAACAAGCGAAACUUAAGAGUCAAGUCAGUGCCACAAAUUCCUCAGAAACUGAGCCAAAGUCGACACAUAUUGUUGACGAUGCAAAAAGUAAACAAAUUCUGUUGGAUGAAAUCCACGAAAAUAUGCUGGGAGAUGUUCGUGGGACUAAGGUAGAUCUUGAGCUGAUAAAUAAUGUGGUGGGUGAAAUUGUUGAAAGGAGAGAAGCAGCGCCGCGGCAAGUGGUCAGAGAUCGUUAUCUAAAUCAGCAAAACAGCAACAAGUCGAAGAGUAUUUUUGCACAAAAAUUUAAUACAAAUGGAAAAGUUAAUAGUAACAACAGCCAAUAUGAUUCACAAGAGAAUAAAUUGCCGAUGGAAACUAGUUCUAUUAUACAAGAUGCAGAACUGUCAAAGGAAAUACAUGCAGAAAAUCUGAGUCUACUAUCUCAAAUGCGUGAAGAAGAAAUCCAGGCAGAGCGACAAAAGUUGCUAAGCUCCUUGGAUCCCGCUCUAAUUGAGUUGUUGACCAAAAAGCGUGCUAUCCAAGCGGCUAAUUCAGCGAAGUCAAAGCCACUACCUAACAAUCCGCAGCAAUUGCCUGUGCUAACUGAUUUAAGCGACUCGAAUCCAGCACACGGGCUCCUGCAGCAAAGUGAUGAAGGCAAUUGGUUGAAUUUCAAUUUAGUUGAAAAACACAAACUGGCUUGGAUGCGUGAUAUACCCGCGAGAAUAGCGCAGCUUAAGCCUGGGCAACAAUUCAAUGCACGUUUCGAUUGGAAGGGCGUCUUGUUGCCUCAUUCACUUGAUGAAUUGCCGCAAACUACCGAUGAUCGUGAUUUGUAUUUGCAUGGCGAGGAGCCUGAGCGCCCGGGCUACACGUUGCAAGAGCUAUUCCGAUUGGCACGUUCAACUGUGUUGCAGCAACGUAUUUCGGCAUUUGGCGCAAUAGCUGGUAUAUUCAGCAUUUACAAUCAAGGCUUCUACGAUCAGGUGCUUACAUUGCCCAUAUCAAAAAUAUUCUUUCUGCUGCGCUUUGGCCUAGAUGACAAUACUCCUGCACAAUUAGAAGUGGUCAGCAGGGCGUUGGCUCGCCUGUGCUAUAAUGAAACCGAUGAAGUUUUGCUCGAUCAUAUCUAUGAGAACGCCUAUUGUCAUUGGCAGCCAAUGCUGCAGGUGCUGACAGAUGGCGACGACUCGAGCGAUCCCAACUCUGUGGCCUUUCUGCAACGCUACAUGUCGCUGUUGCGCACCAACUCGAAAGCUGUAAACGCAGAUGUUGAUGACGAUCAGUCAGAUCGUGAUAGCCGCAUGUCUAUGGAUGAUUUUCAGCUGGCCGAAACUGAUCUAAUCAGUUGUCUUCUGCGGACGAAUAUUCUUCAACGCAUUAAUUUUAUAUUUAGCUCUGUGCGUCCAGAGAAUAGCACUGUCGAGUCUUGUCUUAAGCUGCUCAUACGCAUUGCAAGAACAAACUUGGCUGCGGCAAGGCAGUUGGCACAGGAAAAAGAAUUGCUGAAUAUAAUUUUGGUCAACUUUAUGCCUAAAGCACCUGCUACGGGCACAACAGAGUCUUCAUUCUAUGGUUAUCCUCAGUAUUUGUGCUUAAAGCUGUUGCGUGUUUUAAUCUGCCAGCAUUUGGAUAUAGCUAAGCAAUUGGCGAAUGAAACACUGAUCCAGAGAUUGAAGGAAUUUUUAUUUAAUCGUGAAAACGUGAAGGGUAAAUUAGUACGUGUUCAAAUCGAGGCGCUGCGUAUAUUGCGUUGUCUGCUGCUGCUGGGCAUUGUCGAUCGGGAAUUGUUCAAACAAUUCCAGCCUGCGGUACGUCAGAUUCUUGACUGGCACUUUAAUCAUUGUGUAUUCGAGAUGGGCGGUUCGGCGCUAAUACGGCAGCACGCAGCUGCCCUGGUGGUGACGAUUGUGGCGAGCGGUGAGUGCGGUGCUUGCGACAUUGAGGCGCAGCAACUAUUCUUGGAGCCAUUGCACAACUGCUGCUGCAGCUGGCUACACAAGGCGACGCGUGGCGAUGGCCUCAAGGAUUACACUCAGCUGACGCUCUUGAGCGCUGUGCUGUAUGCUGUUGGUUGGUUCUCACGACAUGGUUACCUGGGCACAUCGUCCUUUCAACAGUUUCUGCGCAAAAUUUUGCCUGAAUUCGUUUGUUCCGCUGGGUUUGUUGCAUGUGUGCAGCAGUUGACACGGAGCUCUAUAAUUUUACGCAGCUUCAGUGAUAGGCGCAAUGUACACGCCCCUUUGCCGAAUGUGGGGGCGGUCUUGAUGAACGACUAUGGGCCGCAGUUGAUUGUAAGUGACACGUAUCCAGUCCAGCUGCUGAGUAAUAUCUGGGCUCUGCUUGAGAAACCACUGGAGGAUGACAUGAAGCCACUUUUUGAAGCACUGCUUCAACCGGCAGUGCUGGAGCCCUUGGCAGAUUAUUUAAAGGAGUUGAGCACACGUUUGAAUCGCUUUCUGGCGAGCAACUUUUUUGCACGCAGCGAACUGAAGUUUGUCUAUCAGCUACUAAGCACCGACGGCCUUGAAACUUAUUUGUCACGCACGCAGCUGCUUCAGGUGGUUUAUAACUAUCUAUGCUCCUUAAGCGCCGCUCAGGCCAAGCAAAUGAAGAGCAUAUUCGAACGGUACAUCUUUAGUGGGAAGUAUGUGGAGUUAGAUGAAAAGUCUUUGCAGCUGCUACAGCAAACCUGCAUGGAAAUUGUCUACUCGCAUUUUAUUGCCGAAAACAGUGAUCCCACGUUGACACUCUGCUAUACUCAAGCGCCCGUGUUGAUGCCAGACUGGCCUUAUUUUCAAUUGCGUCUGCUCCUUAACAAUUAUUUGCAAAAUGUACAACAGGUUCCUGCGGUUAUAUAUUCAGAAAAUCAGGUGGUACGCAUGACCUUCAGCUUCGUGCAGCAGCUUGAGCAGCAGGGAUUGCAAAUUGUCAGCCCACUUGAAAAGUUAAUGUAUCUGAUGAUAGCCUUUAUGGGUCCCGACAGUCAGUUCUUGGAACCAGAGCUGCAUAAGCUACUACAGACACAAUUGCUCGAUUUCUACACGCACAAUAAAACGCAUAAUUUCGAUUUCGAGGCUACGUUUGAGGACAAGGCCAAUUUCGAACCGCUGUACUAUCUGUUUGUAAACCACUUCGAAGCGGCCAGCUAUGGCGACGAGCUAUUUAGCUCGUUAGUGCUGCUCCCGCUGGCUCAAAAGUAUGAUAACAAGUGGCGUAGACGCAUCUGGUCUGAGCAUGUACAGGCAGUGCGUUUUUUAAAUUGUGAUGAGAGUUUGUUGAUUGGAGGACUAGAUGCUUAUCUAGAGCCCAUCGAGGAGGAGCCCUCGCUUGUAAAACUCUAUGGAGAUGCACUGCAGCGACAGUUAGUGCGUCCUGGCAGUAUUGCCCACACAAUUGCUAAGCAUCAUUUCAAUAAUUCACAAGCGAUACAGAAAACCAAGUUGUUUUGAGCAUCUGCAGAUAAAUCGAUUAUUUAUGAAUAUUAAUAUUAGCUUAAGGCUAAUUUUGUUGCCGUGAUAUAGCUUGUAAUUUAUUCAAAACGGAAUGCAUACGUAUAAUUAAAUCAUAAGCUUUUAUAUCUUAAGUCCGCUUGAACUGCGUUUGGGUGCCCGCAAGGCCCACAUAGAUUAUGGGAACAAUUAAUAUUGCGGUAUAGUGUUUUUCUUGAGCUUUGCUUGAGUCAGGGAUUGUUAUUCAAUUACAUGCUCGAGUGGACCUAAUGAACUGUUGCGUAAGAACAUUUGUACAUCGACAGAUAUAUGUUCAGAUAAAAAUAUCUGUCAUUCUUAAUUGUAUGCGCGUUAACUAUUAACUGUUUCUAGCAGGUUAACUGUGGACGACGGCACAUAGAGAGAGCUCCACUAUCACCCACAAUUAAUUAACAUCACUUGACUUAUUGACAACUGAGAAAUGCCGCACAUGGGCCCCGUCUUGGUCGCAGCGACUGUCGUCUAUAGUUACCCACGACUGCUGAUAAAAUAUAUGUAAUUAUAAUGAACGCAAUUGAAAGGCCACAGCUAAUUAAAUUAUAUGCCGUAUGUUGGUAUGAGUGCGCCGUGAGUGUGUGUGUGUGUGUACGUGAGUACGUACAAACGUGACUACAAACCUACAGUCAAAUGUCAAGUCAUAAGGUCUUUCGUGUCGCAUGCAGCGUAUGUGUAAUAUAUAACAUGAUUUCUACACCCUUACAUUAAGUACUUGUUAGUAGCUUUUCUAAGUUAAAACAGGUUUUCCAAAUAAAUUUAAGAUUUUCGA
Drosophila hydei is the source of this 4527-nucleotide messenger RNA. RefSeq names its product RNA polymerase II-associated protein 1. NCBI's taxonomy places the organism in Eukaryota, Metazoa, Arthropoda, Insecta, Diptera, Drosophilidae. Gene Ontology annotation, cellular component: nucleus. The transcript is spliced from 14 exons. The coding region runs from base 129 to 3722 and encodes 1197 amino acids. Gene Ontology annotation, biological process: transcription by RNA polymerase II. The record is from RefSeq and is a predicted model, not a curated record.